Didymodactylos carnosus is the source of this 77-nucleotide messenger RNA. NCBI's taxonomy places the organism in Eukaryota, Metazoa, Rotifera, Eurotatoria, Philodinida, Philodinidae. The record is from the annotation of a GenBank genome assembly.
AUGGAAAUUACUGGCGGGGAUGAAGGAGUAUUACCGCUCGAUGAACCAGAUCCAGCCUCUGGAGAUCCAUUACUUGA